CAGCAUUUGGCCCCAGGUUUUUGGCCAACGAUUUUUAACGCCAACGCCUCGUCCUUUUGGUGCCAUGCGUGUGCGCGGUGCGAAGCUGUGCCUUGGACUGGUGGUCGCAGUCGCGGCAACGACCUGCUUGGAUGAUGCGAUUCCGCCAGAAGACUGGAAGAACCUGGAGAAUGCCAAUGGCGAGUCAUAUCCUCUUGGCAUUUGGUUUGCCAACUAUGCAGCAAACCUCGCAGGGAAUGCACUUGUGGCAACCUUGAUUGAGGAGGUCUUCGGCUUCAAGACUGACACGGAGAGCGGCCUGGGCCCUGGUACAGUCAGUGGCAUGUACGCCAUUCUGGGCUGUGCAGACCCCAAUGCCUACGACGAGACCACCCGUGGCUGUGGUGGCCCAAAUGUCGGGGCGGAGCCUCGGCUGUGCACGCGGAAUUUGCUCGCCUGUGCACGCUUAUGGAUUUGCUCGGUUGUGCACGCGCUGCUCGGUUGUGCACUCCGAGCCACGAGAUACCACGUUCACAUGGAGUGCUGGAAGGAUGGCUACCCUUUGGUUUGGCAAGGCAUUCAGCGAGACUAUCCAAGCAUUGCACCCAAGAACUUGGGGAACAUGGGAUAUGACGGACUUGCCUCCAGCUUUUUGCCCAAGCCUGUCCAAGAGGCAGCAUACACCACGGAGGGUUUGGCUUUGCAAUACUACAAGAAUUGGAAUGCUUCGUGGUAUGAUCCCUCCAAGUAUUUUGAUUCGAUGGAAAUGAUCAACGCCUCUGCCUUGCUGGCGCCGUGCACCCAGACAGUCUUCCAAGAUGAUCCCACUGCCAGACGGCACGUGCAGUUCACAGGUGAUGCAGAUGGGGUUGACUUCGAUGCGGCUACAAAUACAUACUCUGUGAAGUGCCAUGGUGGAUACUACUGGAUUAGUCCAACUUGUCGAGGAAAUACCAGCAAGUGCAUCCCCUGGGUGACAGGAGGUUCUGGCUGGAGCAUCGAGGAAAUGAUGCAGAAGUCCACCAUCCACAACAUCCCUUUGGCCCUCGCCGUCGCUCGAUCGUGGCGCGAAUACACGGGGUAUCCAUUCGUGCAUCCCAAAUCCUAUUUUUAUUGGUGGGUGCCGGAUCCCACCUUUCUUGAACUGCAGCCCAUUUCACAGGUCUGGCCCCCAUACGAUCAGAGAGGUUGGAGCAUCGGUGAUCAGAGCAGUGGACCCAGUGCAACUUCCAUUGACAAGUUGGUCAGCAGAGACUUGAGCAUUUUGGCUCCAAAUGUGGAGAGCUUUGUUAGCAACAUCAUCAUCCCUAUGAAGCAAAUGGACCUGAUUCUCUUGGAUCAAAAGAACACGGGUGAUUCCUGGCGCAAUGCCACCUGCCGUUGGCUUCGCUCCAACGAGGCUCUUUGGCGCUCUUGGAUCCCGGAUGAGAGUCAGUGCUUCCCGGGCUUCGGGCUCUACGAUUCCCUGGCGCAGGACUACGUCGGGCAACGUGUGAACGCCACGAACAAGAUCGUGUGCCAGGCUUGCCCCUCGGGCACGUAUUCCAUGGCGAUGACGGAUUCCAUCGGCGACACCUAUGUGUGUGUGCCAUGUGGUGUGGGGACCAGCCAGCCCUCUGGUGCCGCAACCUUCUGCCACCGUUGCAAACCAGGAGAGUACCAGGACGAGAUGGGUCAGAGCGCCUGCAAGCGGUGUGACAUCGGAAAGUACCAGGACGAAUUUGGCGGAACAUUUUGCACGAUGUGCCCUGCUUCGACAACCACCAUGGGUUUGGGAUCGGUUGGAGAGAAUGAUUGCGGCUGCCGUCAGAACUACAUCAACAUGAACUUGGCAGGAGGCUUCCAGUGCCAGCCCUGCAGCGAAGGUCUGACAUGCCCAAAACUGUCCAAGUUGGCUGACUUGCAAAGUGGCGCCAGCGAGCUGGGGGCAGAGUUCACCCCACAAAUUCAAGAAGGCUACUUCAGUACUGGUGAGGCACCCACAGAGAUCUACCGCUGCAGCAGCCUGGUGUCCUGCCCUGGGGGGAUGCCGAACUCCUGCGGCGGUGGGCUCAUUGGCACGCCCUGUGACCAAUGCAAGGAAGGUCAGACCUGGACUGGCAGCGACUGCGCCGACUGCGAGGGCUGGCGCCAAGCGUUGUGGGUCUUGGCAGUUCUUUGCAUUUUUGCCUUCCUUACUUUGGCAUAUUACCUAACAUCGAGCAAAGUGACAGCCAAAGCCACGGUCUUAUUUGCCACCACCGCUUCCUUUGGCAUGCUGGUGAUGUCGAUGCAGAACCUCGGGCUGAUUGGCAUGAUGACCGUUGAUUGGCCCGCAGAUCUGACUGGCAUCUUUAGCAUCUGCCAAUUUCUCCUCCUGGACAUCGACAGUUAUGGCUUCGUCUGCAUCGCAGGCCAAGUCGCACCCAUCCGCUACCUUCUCAGCGCAUUGAUCUUCCCGGUGGGUGUGGCCUGGUUGGCCAUGUGCUAUUCUAUUUCUCGCCUUCUUCCAUCGCGGCUGAAGUGGGAUGGAUCCAAAGUGACAAGUAGCAUGGGAGCCUUCCUACAGGUCGGUUUCAGUACCAUGUCAGCGACGUCCUUGGCACCGAUGAUGUGCUAUCGGCACCCCAAUGGUUUGCGAAGCAUUCUGAAGUAUCCAGGUGUCAUUUGUGGAUCUGACGAGCACACGGCCAUGCUGGUCAUUGGUUGGACCUUGCUCGUGGUCUUUGUGCUGGGCUUCGUCUCGUUGUGCACCUUCGCUGUGAUGAAAGUACCCAGCUGGAGCGCGACACGCCGUGACCACUUGGUGGCCUGCAUCCGUUUCUUGGUCUUCCGCUUCAGGCUCGACUCCUGGUGGUUUGGCGUGCCCUUGCUUUGUCGAGGGCCCUUGCUGUCCUUGCCAGUGGUCUUGGCCACAGACUAUCCCCCGGUGCAGAUCAUCACGAUUGCGGUGGUGCUGGCAGGAUUUAUGGUCAUGCAGAUGCUUUCAUGGCCCUGGAAGGUGCCCAUGUUGAACCUCACGGAUGCCAUCAUCUCCUUUUGCAUCACCCUCCUGGUCACCACCUCAAGCUUGCAUCUCCCAGUGAUUGAAGGUCCCAUGGUGGCUUUCGCGGAGGGCAUCUCCACGGCGAUGUUGACCGGGAUUGGCAUUGCCCUGGGUCUCAUGUGCUUAAUGACCUCAAGCGCAUUGAUCUAUCGGAGUGCAUUGGGCGGCAAGAAGGAGCUGCGGCUCUUCAACCUGGGCUCCGUCCCAGACUCCGCGCGCCUCGCGACCAAAGUGAAGGAGUUGGCUAUGCAAUUGGAGAAGAUGGAACACCAGGAGCUUUUCAAGGCGCUCGACAGCUUGGCAGUCUUUGACAUGAACAAGAUAACCACUUGUAUCACCCUCUUGGCCACUGAGGUUGCACCGCCUGCUGAAGACGCCGUGACCUACAAGUUUAACGCGCGCAUCAAUUCUUCCUCCUUUGACCCGAGCCUCAAGAAGGGCAAGCGAUCCAAGCGUUCGACGGCAUCCAACGUGUCAGUGGAGGCGGAGACGGAACUUGCAGCUGGAGGCGAAGAGCUGCCCAGCAACCAGCUGGUUGAGGAGGAGGCGAUCGUUAAUGAGCCUCAGGAGCUCAAGUCCUCUUGGAUUUGAGGCAUGUUUUUCCCGGAGCCACGGCCAGAGCCCAGUGAAGCACCAGUGCGCCGCCGGGAACAUGCGACGUGUUUGUUUGAGGUUUGGGGUUUAUGAUGCUUUCUUCGUGGAACCUAGGUACGGAUCGGAACCCUCUUGAC
Messenger RNA from Durusdinium trenchii, 3735 nucleotides. Lineage: Eukaryota; Dinophyceae; Suessiales; Symbiodiniaceae. The record is from the annotation of a GenBank genome assembly.